Messenger RNA from Coffea eugenioides, 1455 nucleotides. Its product is annotated as receptor-like protein EIX1. Bases 1 to 1455 code for a protein of 484 amino acids. Gene Ontology annotation, molecular function: protein binding. NCBI's taxonomy places the organism in Eukaryota, Viridiplantae, Streptophyta, Magnoliopsida, Gentianales, Rubiaceae. The transcript has 6 exons. The record is from RefSeq and is a predicted model, not a curated record.
AUGGAGGCUGAGGGAUGCGGCGUCACCGGCGUGAGAAUGGAGGUUGAGGGAUGCGGCGUGCGGUGGUGUGAGAAUGGAGGCUGCGGGCAAAACCCCGUCAGGCAUUCCUUCCUAAUACAGAAUUGGUUGAGGACUAAGGAUCUCGGGUGGGUUGCUGGGCUUUCUUCUCUACAAGUCCUAGUCCUGUCCAGAGUGAACCUUACAGAUGCUCAAGAUGGGUUACAGUCAGUUAACAUGCUUCCUUCACUAACAACACUAGACUUGAAUAGUUGUGAUCUUUUCAUCCAUCCUCAUCUUUCACAUUUCAAUUUCACAUCUCUUGCUUUCCUUGACCUCGGUGGAAAUAAUUUCAACAACUACACGGUCCCUCCUUGGCUCCGUAAUCUUACUGGCCUCCAUGAUCUUCGUCUUGCUGACCUUUUUGCGAAACUCCGAGAGCUGAAGUCACUGGGCCUAUCCAGAAACUCACUCGCUCUGAACGUACUAUCCCUGAAGACUUGGCAAGUCGGAAAAUUUAAAUUAUCCAACAAUCUUUUGUCCGGAAGAGUUCCUCUGUGUCUAGGAAACUUGCGAGGCCUGGGGAUCCUAAACUUGGCAAAUAACAGUCUAUUCGGUCAAAUUCCGAGUUCACUGGGUAACUUGUGGCAACUUUCUACUCUGCAUUUGAAUGGAAAUAAAUUCGUUGGGAAGCUCCCUACCUCAAUGCAGCAUCUGAGAUAUUUGCAAGCUCUUGAUCUCGGUGACAAUGGACUAAAGGAUACUAUAUCAGCUUGGAUUGGGGAAAAGUUAUCAUAUUUAAGGUUUCUAAGAUUUCAGUUAAAUGACUUCCACGGACCUAUUUCUGAUACACUCUGCCAACUCUCAUAUCUCCGAAUGGAGGUUUGGGCAUUUAUCCACGAGAAAGCCUUCAAGACAAUAAGGGAGGAAGAAGUUGAGUAUUACUCAUGGGACCUUCUACUUGUUAAAUCCAUAAGCCUUUCAGCAAAUAAUUUAGUUGGCGAGAUCCCUGAUGAGAUAAUGGAGCUGGAUCCCCAAGAAGAUUGGCAACUUGAAACACUUGAUCUAUCAAUGAAUGCACUCUUCGGUGCAAUCCCUGAAAGCUUAUCCAAUUUGUACUCAUUGAACUUCCUGAAUUUGUCACACAAUAAACUUUCAGGGCCAAUACCAUCAGGAAAUCAACUUCAGACCCUGACCGAUCCAUCCAUCUAUGAAGGAAACAGUGGACUCUAUGGCAAACCACUCCCAAACAACUGCUGGGAACACAAAUUGCCUACCAAAAAUGGGCCUAUUGAUGAGGAUGAAGGCCACAGUGAAUCUGAUUGGUCUUGGUUUUAUGCUGGAAUAGGACCAGGUUUUGCUGUCGGGCUCUUGGGAGUUUUGGGAAUCCUUCUCUUCAAGAAGUCAUGGUGCCAUGCAUACUUCAAGUUUAUAGAAAGUGCCUGUGACAAAAUCUAG